Molecule: messenger RNA, 804 nt
Organism: Megalopta genalis
Lineage: Eukaryota; Metazoa; Arthropoda; Insecta; Hymenoptera; Halictidae
Source: RefSeq, a predicted model, not a curated record
AUGACGUCUGCUUGGUUCUACGCAGGAACGGUGCUGGCCGCUUACAUCGAGAACGGCGCGAACCCGGCUCAUCUGAUAACUGCAUCGCUGAUGGCAGCACCUGCUUCGCUAUGCUACGCGAAACUAUUUUACCCGGAGACCGAGGAGAUCAUCGUUACCCGCGAAAACGUGAAGCUCGAGAAAUCCCAAGACGCCAGCCUCGUAGACGCUGCCACCAAGGGUGCAAUGGCAGGCAUCCCCUUGGUUCUGGGCAUCAUUUCCAAUAUCGUCGCGUUCGUUGCAUUCAUCGCACUUGUGAACUCGUUGCUAAAUUGGCUGGGCACCUUGGUCGGCUACGAUCCUGCUCAACUCGGCGAACCUCUCAGUCUCGAACUGAUAUUAUCGAAGGUGUUCAAGCCGGUAAGCUGGAUAAUGGGGGUUCCAUGGGAACAGUGCGAGCACGUCGCGACCUUGAUAGGCCUGAAGGUAGUGGUCAACGAGUUCGUAGCCUACCGUAAAUUAGGGGUGCUUAAGAACCAGGGCAAGCUCUUUGGUAGGGCAGAAGCCAUCGCGACAUACGCCAUUUGCGGAUUCGGUAAUCCGGGAUCGGUAGGUAUCACGCUAGGUGCUAUGACCAGUUUAGCACCGGAAAAGAAAAAAGAGAUCAGCGGCACUAUUAUAAGGGCGUUUGUGGCUGGCACUAUCGUGUGUUUAAUGACUGGCAGCAUCGCUGGGUUACUGGUCACCGAGGGUGCCUUCGACAGCCCUGCCAAUUCUACUGCGACACCUUUGAUCGCUGCCAAUUCUACCAACGCGUUUGUCUAA